AUGGCGACCUCUUCUUCAUCGCCGUCGCACCUCCCUCUGGACCAACUCAGCCUAUACCAUGUCUCAGAUCCUUUAUUAUCGACCAUCUUUGUCUUCUACGGUCCUGUCUCCACCGCCAAUGCAACUGUGAGCAGUUCGCGCAUCCAGGCGCAUAUAUUGACCCCGGCCGGUUUUCAAAGCUACCCGCGCAUCACUAUCUCCCCCGCAGCACCACUAUACGCGGCUGUCAACCAUUUACCCCGAGAGAAACAAGGCGAUGAGAUAUCCCGUGGUCUGGCUGUUAGCAUGCUGAAAUAUUUUGCUGAGCUGUCGGAUCCUGCAAAGGAAUGCCUGCAGGCUCUUGCUCGUGCGGGGAAACCUGGAGGCCAGAUCCCGAAGAUGUUUGAUGAGAUGCAUGCCGCGGACUUGGCGAAUCGCAUGCUGAAGGUGGAUAACACAACGGAUAUAGUGCGUGAUAUUCGUGGCGCAUUUCAAGAGCGUAGAGUCCCGUGGGUUGAUAUCGAUGUUGUGCUCCCCGCGGGGACUAUCAAGCCACCCGAGACGGCUGAUACAGACGCUCAAAUUUCAGAGGAGAAUAUCGACGCGGAAGAUACUGCUGCUGUUCAGUACGGGAAGUAUACGCCUCUUAUAUCAGCACUGGGUGCGCCCAUGUUCCUGCCAACCUCUCGCCUAAAAAGAGCCCCUUCGCAACCCACCAAUGUCAGCAGGUCCAAGUUCUUUUCUAAGAGCCAAAAGCAGUCUCUUCGCUUAACCAUGUGUGAGGUAGUGGAUACAGAAGAGAGAUAUGUGAGCAAGCUUUAUACACUCGUGUGCGAAGUGGCAGAAGAGUUCCGCGCGAGGGCUCAAGGGAAACCGCUUUCCAGCACCAGCCCUAGCGAGACUGACCUGGCCACACUUUUCCCACCAUGUCUCAACGAGAUAUACGACGUCAACAUGGGCUUUUUGGAGGUUAUUCGAAAUGUGCUGGAAGAUACAGAAAGAGACGCGAUUGGCGACAUCACAGAGGAUACGGAGCUGCCAUCUUCUUCGUCUCAACGGAGCCUUGAGGAUGAAAAAGAUGCGAUUGGUGCUGUCGCAUUUGCCAAUGCGCUUCUGGAGUGGUUUCCUAAGUUCUCACAACCUUAUGGGGACUAUAUGCGUGCUCACAACGCCUUUACUCAAACGCUGAAUGUAUUCAUGAGGGAUAAGCAUUCGAGCUUCUCGAAACGUGUGUACGAAACCGGGGAACAAAAACUGCGGUCGCUACUCAUGGAGCCUGUCCAACGACUCCCACGUUAUAGUCUGCUGAUAGACACCAUGACGAGCAGUCUUCCUCUGAUACACCCUGCUGUACGGCCGUUGUUGAAAGCACGAGAUAUCAUCAAAGAUAUCUGUUCCCUGGAUGACCCUUCUUCUACGAACCACGAUCAAGGUUUCCAACGUUUGAAAGAGUUGGUUGAUGAAUGGCCUUCAACCAUCCUACCCACUGGCCGAUUGAUUACCGCUGUCGACUUUAACGAGCUAUCGCCACCAUAUCACUUGGACCCUCCGGAUAUCGAUCCAGAGCCAGGAAUUAUGUUACUGUACAAGAACUGCCUGGUGCUAUUGGCCAAAGCCCCGGAGUGUAGAUUGACCGCCCGUGGCUUGAUGGCUGAACUCGACAAUGCGUCAUCGACAGCCCAGGGUGUUUCUGCAGUGUGUGCUUCUUCGACAGAAAUUCGCGUCGUACAAGUGUAUGAUCUUCAUACCGUUCGUUGCAUGCAAUCCUCGUGCGGCCGGAUCCUGUUCUUGGCUCCUGCGUCAGUGACCUCAAGACCUACCCAAAACACCACCGUGGAUCUUCUGGCAUUGGAGCCUGUCGCUAUGUACGGAGGGCGCGCUGGUCGAAUAGUUGAGGAAAUCAUCAAAGCAAAAAUAGAGGGACGAUUCACAGAGAGUGAGCGAGAAAAUGGGAAAUGGACUUUGCGGAGUCCGUCAGGAACUGUGGGCAACCUCGGCAUCUUAGCUUGUGUAUUCGAAGGCGAGCAGAAUGCAGAGGCGAACCGGCCUGCUGCUUCGAAGAUCAGAGUCGUUUUCGACACGCCAAGGACAGUUUGUAGCAAGAUACUGGGCAGUUCAGAUCUCGAGGUUAUCAUUUCCGUCUCUGUCAUGGCCGAAGACCAGUAUCGUGUGCACAUGGACUCAAUAGUUGGUAGCCCUUCGUCGGACGUUGUGACGUUCGAGAGUUUCGUGCCAGUCCUCUCUAAGCGCUUAUUGAACAUCCUGCAGCCCCUGCAUGACACCCGAAAUAGCAAUAUGACGGAGUCACUGGUGCAAUCCAAUUUUGCGGUACUUCGAUAUCUUGCUGGCCAUCUCGCCUCGCAGCUCAAGACACCCCGUGGCUUCCGUCCCCCAUCGCCGUCUAAACUAAUUGCAAACCUGCUGGGCGGUGGUCAUUCAAGGGAGAGUAGCACUUCAAGCUCUAAAGCACCAGGCUCAGCUACGCUACUGGGCGAAUUCCCAAAGAUGCCUCCACCACGCGCUAAUAUCUCACGGUCUAAUACCUUGCCCUCUUCGUUCCCCGGUAAGGAGGAGACCCCGGUCAAAGUUUCCGUUGUCGGCACAACACCUUCGAAAGUCGCGGAUAGUCCCUUUACCGUGCUCGAACAAGCAUUUGCCGCUUACGUCCUGGCGCUGCAGUCACGGAGUGGGAAUAUUGUUGGACGUACUCUCCGGACAAGGGACAACGUCGACCGUUCAGGAGUCAACGAGUUAUACAACGUGUUGCUCGAAGAUCCCGCAAAGCUUCAGGCAGCAGCGGAGGUGGCGGUUGAUACACUAUUUGUGGCAUUCGAAACGUUCAUGGCAAAUGCGUGGAAGGAGCACAUGGGGCCGGUCAUCGACCCUAUAAGCCUAAAGCUGUUACAAAGUCAGUUCGAUGCCAUGUUUCCUCGAGAAUUUGAGGAAUGUUUUCGAAAAUUUCUUGCCGAUAUGAGCCCGCAGAACCGCCGGGCCCUUGCCUCGCUUAUUCGCCUACUCGCAGAUCUUCUGGAUGCCUCUGGAAGUGAUGGCGACAGAGGCGCCCUGACGGCUGCAUUUGCAGAGGUUCUAACAUCGGAAGGCGACCCCAUGCAACACAUUUCUCUUUUGGACAGACUAGUCGAUGAUUUUGACAAUCUUUUCGAGGAAUUUGUCCCGGGCGGUUCGUCACUUGAAGGGAUCUUGACGAACGAGCAGACAAAGCCCCCGCAAACCUCAGGCUCAGUUAGCUCUAAUGCGUCGUCUUUUCGCAAGCGCUUUGGGUUUGGGCUCCACCGGGAAAACUCCGGAGAAAGCAAAGUCGCUUCAAUCCUCCGGACCCUCAGCAAGAACAAGGGCUCCAAUGAUUCGGAGGCAGGAACGCCGAAAGGAUCGUUACUUGUUCGCUCAAGGUCAAUAGAUAUCGAUACCAGCUUGGGUACACUCCUGCGCCCCGGAUCUCGUGAUCGGACUGGGCCGUCAUUAUCACAGGAAGCGCUUCGGCGGCCCGGCAGUGCCCAGGAAGACCCCCAAUCUAUGAUCAAGGCCGCAUCAAAUGGGGUGGUCAGGGUUCGCCGAAAGCGGCGAAGCUCGUUGUCCGACCUACGGCCGGACACGGCAUCCUCAGAAACGUCUGCUGUAUCUCUUAGCCAAGGGCCGCGGCCUACGACUCCUGGGUCUUCUUCGAGUAAUCUUCCAGCCGAUCUCGCGACCCCGUCAAAACCUGGCCGGCCUCAGACCGGUCAUGGAUCAGGAUCUACAGCACGCAGUACGUCGCCUCUCAAAGGCAGCUCGCCUCCAAGACCAGGAUCACCUAGUCGGCGCUCGCCAGUCCGCCCGGUUACUCCCAGCCGGAAGGAGAACAUCGACCCAAUAUACACGCCAUCCGAUAGAUCUCCAAGAAAGAAGAUGGAAGGAUCCGUCUCGCCUACCCUAGAGCCUAAACGUCGGUCUCGUGCCCCUAGUAUACCUUCCUCCAAGGCCCCUGGGCUUAAGGAGCGGUCUGUGCAAGCCAACGGAUCAGAGGUUAAGCGUCCGCUGUCAUCCUCUUCCUUGACUAGAUCGCAGAGGUUACGGUUGCAGAGCCCUCAAAAGCUCCGAGACCGUCUUCAGGGUGAAAAGAAAGCACAGGCCACUGCCCAGCUAGGAUUAAAGGAUGAGCUAGAGCUUAUUGGCCUAGAACUUCGAGGAUCGAGACCGUCGCCAGUGCGGCUACAAACGGACACAGCUCUUGUUCCUGGUGCUGCAGAGGAAGACACUUUUGGCAUAAACACCGCAGCCCUGGUAGCUCGCAUCAGAAAUCUAGAGCUGGCAUUUGAAACACUAUCAGGUGAGCUAACCAGCCGAACCUCUACCAUGGAAAAGGACUUGGAGUCGUCUCUUGUUGUCAGCGAGAAACGAGCGAAAAAACUGGACGAGUUAUAUCGCGAGGCUAGCGCAGAAAACGAAGCACUGUAUGAUCGGUUCAAUUCCGAGCUAGGCAAACUUGCGAGAGAGGUCCAAACUGGAGACGGAGAGGGCGCUCUACAGACACAGCUGUCUUCCGCCAUGGACGAAAUCGGAAGGCUGAAGAAGGAGAAUCUCCGGCUCAAGAGAGAAGUUGGUGGACUUCGCGCACAGCAAGCAGCUGUUGCCUUGCUCAGGGCAAGCUCAGAUCAUUAG
Molecule: messenger RNA, 4638 nt
Organism: Aspergillus calidoustus
Lineage: Eukaryota; Fungi; Ascomycota; Eurotiomycetes; Eurotiales; Aspergillaceae
Source: the annotation of a GenBank genome assembly